AUGCUUUUAUUCCUGCUUGCCCAUAUCCUUCAAACUUGCUUGCAUGAAUCUAUUCAUGCUAAUGUCUCCAAACAAUUCGAGAAUGUACAACAUAAGAGAUCAAUUAAAUCGACAACAUGGGCAAAUAUUCGCAUUAAAUUUGAUUACAGGUAUAUGGAUGGGACAAUUAAUGAUGGAUUGACAUGUACUACAGUUAAUCAAAUUAUCACAUGGCAAAGUAAAAGUUAUGCAUGCAAACCCGCGGAUGUUUUAAAUUAUUCCCAAAUUAGAGUUGCAAAGAUGACAAUGGAGAAUGUUCGACAGUAUCUUCAAAAGUUAUUGAAAGUCAUUCCAUUGGCGAGUCCAAUAAAUGUUCAAAACUAUGAUAGAUGGACAAAUUAUAGAUUACCAUACAGUAUAUCCAAUAUUGAUCUAUACAUGGCAAUUGUUUCAAGGCCAUAUGAUGAUUUAAGUUAUAUUAUGGCGACAGCUGGAUCAAAUAUUUAUGAAUCUACCUUUUAUAGACCAAUCCAAGGGGCAGUUUUCUUGAAUCCAAGGUGGAUUCCGAGUUCUCCUCAAAAUGAAGACUCUAAGAAUAAUAAAUUUUUCUUUGUUAUUGUUCAUGAGAUUUUCCAUGCGUUAGGAAUUGCUGCUAAUAUGUUUCCACUAUAUCAUCCAUAUGAAAUUUCAACACCUUAUUCAUCAACAUUCUGCUGGUUAAAAAAAUCUGGAAAGGUUAUGAAAUUCAUUACAACACCAUAUGCUCAUAACUUUGCAACAAAGCAAUUUGGGACAAAAACAUUUGUUGGCGAUAACGGGACAUGUCCAUCCGGUAUUGAAAUCGAAAAUACUGAACUUGGAAGUCAUUUACCAGGAAGAGUAUAUAUGACAGAUCUAAUGACAAGUAUUAAUAUUCAGACUGAUGCAGGCCCAUUUACAAGACUUACUGAUGCAUCAAUGGCAUUAUUGCAAGAUACAGGAAAUUACAAGGUAACAUGGACUAUGGGUCAGCCAUUAGUUUGGGGACAUCCAGAAUCAAUUGAUGGAAAUCCUAUUAAAGAUUUUGCAAUCGGACCUCCUCAAAAAACUUUUCCAUCAAAUUAUCAAUUUGAUUUUGGAGCUCAUCAUAAGUCUUAUACUGGAUUUGAUUACAAGUUUUAUGGGCCAUCUAAAACAGGUGCUUCAUGGAAUUGUGCAGAUUUAUCACAUCUUCAAUAUCAAAAUGUUAAAGAUUAUUGUGCAGGAAAGUUAUUUUAUAAUCCCAAUAAUCAAGAGAGUAUUGGAACCAAUCAAGAAUUUGAUUACAUUCCUUUCUUCUUUCCAAAUCAUGUUUGCGGUAGGGGAGAAGCUGUCAUUCCAAAUACAUUGAAUGAUUUGAAUAUUCUUUCUGGGGAAUAUAAAUGUAAUGGAAAUUCAAGUUUCACAAUCAAAAUACCAACUAAUACAAAUGGCAGAGGAAAAACAACAGUAAAAUGCGACUCAUCAAAUGUUGGAAUGAUAACUACAGGUAAGAUUUUAACCACAGAUUCCUAUAUUCAAUGGAAAUAUUGGUGUCCACCUCCUGAAAGAUUUUGUAGAUCAGUGGCAUUGCAUGAAAUGAAUUUCAAGAAUAAUCCUUUCCUUAGUUAUACCAAACAAUUAGAAGAUGUUCCUAAUCCAAUAAAACCUAAUAGAACAAAACUUCAGACAGCCACUCCAAUGGUUCGAUUAAAAACGGGAGUCAAUAUCCCAUUUUUGUAA
Molecule: messenger RNA, 1719 nt
Organism: Trichomonas vaginalis G3
Lineage: Eukaryota; Parabasalia; Trichomonadida; Trichomonadidae
Product: regulation of choline O-acetyltransferase protein
Exons: 1
Coding region: 1-1719 (572 amino acids)
Biological process (GO): proteolysis; cell adhesion
Cellular component (GO): membrane; cytoplasm
Molecular function (GO): metalloendopeptidase activity
Source: RefSeq, a predicted model, not a curated record